This is a messenger RNA of Ochotona curzoniae (black-lipped pika), 557 nucleotides long. Its product is annotated as Golgi to ER traffic protein 4 homolog. The transcript has 4 exons. Gene Ontology annotation, molecular function: protein binding. Gene Ontology annotation, biological process: protein insertion into ER membrane. The record is from RefSeq and is a predicted model, not a curated record. Gene Ontology annotation, cellular component: cytosol; BAT3 complex. The coding region runs from base 1 to 510 and encodes 169 amino acids. Lineage: Eukaryota; Metazoa; Chordata; Mammalia; Lagomorpha; Ochotonidae.
AUGGCGGCGGCGAUGGCCGAGCAGGACGGCGCCCGCAACGGCGCGCGCAACCGCGGCGGCGUCCAGCGCGUGGAGGGCAAGCUGCGCGCCAGCGUCGAGAAGGGCGACUACUACGAGGCGCACCAGAUGUACCGGACGCUCUUCUUCAGGUACAUGUCCCACAGCAAGCAUGUGGAGGCCCGUGAGCUCAUGUACUCUGGAGCCCUGCUGUUUUUCAGCCAUGGCCAACAAAACAGUGCCGCAGACCUGUCCAUGCUCGUCUUGGAGUCGCUGGAGAAGGCGGAGGUGGACGUGACCGAGGAGUUGUUGGAGAACCUGGCCACCGUGUUUAGCCUGAUGGACCCCAAUUCUCCAGAGCGAGUGGCUUUUGUGUCCCGAGCCCUCAAAUGGUCCAGCGGAGGCUCCGGGAAGCUGGGCCAUCCCCGACUCCACCAGCUGCUGGCCCUCACGCUAUGGAAAGGUGAGGCUGGGCACCCCAUGGGGGCCUUCCAGUACUUCCUCAGGCUUUGAGCGCACUGUCUGGGCCAGUUGGUGGAGCUCACCUGUCUGUCCAGACU